GUUUGUUUGGAUGUUCCGUCUGAAUAACCACGCGUAUGGCACUGCGUUAGCAACACGACAACACGCCACUAACGCUUGUUUACAUGAUCUAUGGCUACGCUCGGGCAAGAAAAGUUCGGUGUGUGAACACGGGUCUGUCAUCGGGUAAAGUGUUAUCAACGAAAACUGGGUGGCAAAUAAUUGAUUAUAAUUAGCAGUUAUGUCGACUUGUCCGACCUCCUACACCUGUUCCGAUGAAGGGCUACUUCUGCCCAUUGUUAGUGAAGCCACGUGGCCCAAUGCUGCCCGGGCCACUAUUUACCUUGUCGGACUUCUGUGGAGCUUCAUGGCAAUUGCCAUCAUCGCAGACAUUUUCAUGUCAGCCAUUUCAACCAUCACUAGUUUUACACAGGAAGUGAAAAUUCCAGACGACAGUGAAAGUGGAUACAGGACAAUAGAAGUAAAACGAUGGAAUGGUACCGUUGCCAAUCUAACUCUGAUGGCCCUCGGCUCUAGCGCUCCAGAAAUCUUGCUUUCAAUGAUUGAAAUUGUAUUUAACGAUUUUAAAUCAGGAGAGCUUGGACCUAGUACCGUUGUGGGAUCGGCAGCAUUUAACCUCAUGGUCAUUUGUGGGGUGUGUGUUAUCGGGAUCCCAUCGACAGAAACGAGGCGAAUAAAAAAAAUGAAGGUGUUUGCUAUCACAGCAGUAUCUUCUGUGUUUGCAUACGUGUGGCUCAUCAUAAUUCUGGUGGUAAACACCCCAGACUUUGUAGACCUCUGGGAGGCCAUUGUUACACUCUUGUUUUUCCCUAUUUUGGUUAUCUUCGCAUACAUUUUAGACAAGGAUUACUUUGGUUCUGCUACGGUAGACGACGAAACAGGAUUAGAAGUCGUUAUGUAUUAUUUUACAGACAACCUUUUAUCACAGGACCAAGCUGAUAAACAAGUUAUUGUUGAAAUGUUGCGGAGACUAAAAUCCAACCCGGACGCGGACGAGAAGGAAGUCGCUCGUCUGACGGCUCAUCUCAUGGAACAGAACCAACCCCAUAGUAGGGCGUGGUAUAGAAUCAACGCCCUCAGGACGUUGACGGGAGGAACAACUCUCACCACGCCCCUCACAGAAAAAUCCAGUGAGCUGUUGGAGACAUUGCUGAUCGCAGAGGAAGCUGGGGGAGACACAGACUUCGUGCAUCUCAGCGAGGGAGGCAAGAAGGCCAUCCUGGAAUUCGAAUCCCCCAGUACCGCCGUCAUUGAGAAGGAAGGGCGUGUUCGAGUCAACAUACUACGACAUGGCAAUCUCGAUCGAAGAGUCAUAUUCAGAUUGGAAACCAUUGAUGGAACAGCGGAGGCCUCGUCAGAUUACAAGCCAGUGAAGAAGACGAUGGUGUUUGAACCAAAAGAGACUUUGCUGUACGUUGAUAUCGAGAUCAUUGACGAUAAUGUUUGGGAACCAGACGAGGUGUUUUUUGUCCGACUGACAAUAGAACCAAAUCAAUUGGCAGUGUUAGGCAAACAUCCUGUUAGCCAAGUCACAAUUCUCAACGACGAUGUUCCUGGUACCAUACAGUUCGCCAACCCGAGCUUCCUGUUUAAAGAGAGUGUCGGGUGUGCACAGGUCAAAGUCGACAGGGCAAACGGAUGUGAUGGGAGAAUCGUAGCGAAGUGGAAGACAAAAGACAUAACGGCUGUAGGCGGUCGAGACUACGAAAACACAUCCGGUGAAAUCGUGUUUGAACACGGAGAAUUGACCAAAAUGAUUGAAAUCAACGUGAAAGAUGAUUUGGAAUUUGAAAAAGAUGAGAAUUUUGAGGUAGACCUUGUUGAGGUUGAUGGAGGAGCCAAACUUGGAAAACUUAAGCGCUGUGUCGUUACAAUUGUUAACGAUGACGAAUUUACUGGAUUCGUAAACAGGAUAGCAGAUUUGACAAACGCGAAUUUGGAUGCCCUGAGAGUUGGUAAACAGUCCUGGGCAAAUCAGUUCAGGGAGGCCUUAAACGUAAAUGGAGGAGAUUUGGAAACUGCCACGGCCUUUUCAUAUCUUCUUCACUUCAUGACUUUUGGGUUUAAGAGUAUUUUUGCGCUUAUUCCCCCACCCAGCAUCUGGGGUGGAUGGCUCUGUUUUAUCGUUUCUCUUAUCUUCAUCGGUCUCCUGACUGCAGUAGUUGCAGACUUAGCUAAUAUUUUUGGCUGCCUCAUCGGAUUAGAGUCGGAAGUAACAGCUAUAACGUUUGUAGCUUUGGGAACCAGUUUGCCUGAUCUAUUCGCCAGCAAAACAGCGGCCACCAUGGAAAAACAUGCUGAUUCCGCCAUUGGCAACGUGACCGGAAGUAAUUCAGUAAACGUCUUUUUGGGACUAGGAAUGGCUUGGGUUGUUGCUUCAGGUUACUGGACGUCCAAGGGAGUGUCCUUCGAAGUUCCAGCCGGUAGCCUUGGCUUCAGUGUUGUGAUAUUUACCGUUCUGGCAGUACUGACCCUGAUUUUGAUUGUCAUUAGAAGAUAUGUAGGACUGUUUGGUAAUGCUGAAUUAGGAGGACCCAAGAUUCCCAAGAUUAUUUCAGGGGGCUGUAUGAUUAUCUUUUGGUUUGUGUAUGUUCUUGUUGCCUCAUUACAAACAUAUGGGUAUAUUGAAAGCUUUUAGGUUAUUUUCAUGACUUUUAAAAAAUAAAUUAUUACAGGUAGUAUUUAUAUAACAUACCAGUAGCCUAUGAAUACUCCAAACGUCUACCUUUAUCUUAUUUAUAUAAUGACACUGCUAUUUUAUAAAAGUUUUCGAUAAAAAUGCAGGCAUUGAGAGACACACCUAUGCGAGUUUUGAGAGUGGUGUAUGAAAGGAUAUUGCUAUAUAGAAAUGUGGUAGAUGUUUUCCUGCAUAUUCCGUAAAUUAGGAGUUUAUGUUGUAGUGGUUAAUUCUGUGGAUGUUAUUUUUAAAGCUGUAUCUGUGAUAGUGCCUUAUGUAGAUCCCCCAGAAGCAUAAUUUGCCAGUGGUCACAAAACUUUCAAAGUGUUCCUGUGAUCUUUGUAAGAUCUUGACAGGAAAUACGUCAUAAAGUGUAUUUCAUCCUUACUCAGAGCUUCAUCAUUUUAAAUUAAAACCUCAUUCUCAUACAUAAUUCUUGUAUAUAGGCAUUAGAAAAUAUGCAGACGUGUGUAAGGGUUUCAUUUUGUGCCUACUUUCGACCAUUUCGUUUUAGAAUUUAGAAAAAUUUACUUGAUAGUUCACAAUUGAAUUGUAUGUCACAAAAGUUGUAGUGAAAUUAUCGCUCUAUACUUCAAGAAAUUAAAAGUUUAUGAAGUUGAA
Molecule: messenger RNA, 3277 nt
Organism: Ostrea edulis (European flat oyster)
Lineage: Eukaryota; Metazoa; Mollusca; Bivalvia; Ostreida; Ostreidae
Product: sodium/calcium exchanger 3-like
Exons: 11
Coding region: 200-2617 (805 amino acids)
Biological process (GO): cell communication; calcium ion transport; transmembrane transport
Cellular component (GO): membrane
Molecular function (GO): calcium:sodium antiporter activity
Source: RefSeq, a predicted model, not a curated record